Molecule: messenger RNA, 933 nt
Organism: Penicillium pulvis
Lineage: Eukaryota; Fungi; Ascomycota; Eurotiomycetes; Eurotiales; Aspergillaceae
Exons: 5
Coding region: 1-933 (310 amino acids)
Source: RefSeq, a predicted model, not a curated record
AUGGAACAACAGAAACAUAAUGCAUUGAAUCACAUCCGGGACGAGAUCAUACGAUUGAACAGGGAACAGGCUCUUUUCCAGCAAAAUUCCCAGAGAACUGCAAAUGUGUCAAAGGGGGCGGAUGAGGCCGUCUCUUCGACGGCAAUUACACGCACUGAAGAGAACAAGACAGCUUUUGGCGUUUCUGGGAGACGACAAAAGCGGCACAGAGUCCUCAUGGAUAUGCGACCCGAAAUUGAGCGCUAUUCACGCACCAUCACAGGGCCUACACUGUCUUCAGCCCUCAACACGCUGGAGGCAACCAUGACACGCCGGCACACAGCCUACCCCGGCGCACAACCCUAUUCGGAGUCACAUGCGCGCUUCUGGCUUGACUAUUUUACUCCUGAUUCAUCUUCAUCUCGGCUGAACAAAGCUUCCCGGGCAGCGUGGGGCCCCAAUGGCUUUGGGAUAUUGGUUGCGCAGGGAAAGUGUGAUAUACAUGGGUUGGAAGCAGCGUACCUCGCACAGCAAUCGGAGGGGGUGGUUGCCGAGGGAGAUGGCGAGUCGGAGCAGAGGGGUUGGGAGGCAGAGGUCGGAAGUGAGGAGGAGGUGGAGUUCCUAGCCGCUGUUGCGGUGGAGGAGACAUUGGAACUAGGACUGGAAGAUAUGGAAAUGGAUGAUUUGGACUUGUCCAUCCGGUCACAUAUACCACGAGCGGCCAUGCAGGCUGCCGUGAAGGACAGGCUGGAGAGGGAACGUUUCAUAGGGGAGCUGAAGAGGCAGAUGGCGCAGAAGGGGAGAAUUGGCGAGGAGGAGGGCGUGUGGCCUGGUGCAGAGGAGAGGGGCGAGAUGCUGCAGCGGAUCUUGGUGGAGAAUGCGCAGCUCUUUGCACGCUGGAGGGUGUCACCUCUCUCGAAGCAGUUCGCUUUUGUGCUGGGGCCUAGGGAGUAA